CGAGCAGGGGUGGGCAGCGUCAGGGGCGCGCGGGCGCUGCAGCCCAGCUCUUCCUACACUGUUGCUACUUUGGGGUAGGAGACCGUCCAGCCCCUCUUCCACUUGCGUGAGUCCGUCCUUUCUUCUCCUCAGAGCCCGCGCUCGCUCGCCCCGGCCGCCACACCGCAGCUCUCGCGCCCCGAGCGAGCAGUGCGCGUGCGCGGCAGCGACCGUCGGGUGCCUGCGCUCCCCCGCCCCCCGGCGCGCUCUCUAUAACUUGCGGGCUCUGAGGAGGCGCCACCGGAGUCGGAGGGCGGGGAGCUCAGAGGCGGGAGCUCCGGCGGUGUGGAGACUAGUGACCGGGAGAAGUCGCAGCCUGCUCUGGCCGGCUCCUGCCCGCUGCCCGGCUCCCUCUCUCACACGCCUACUCGGCCUUCCUCCCCAGCCGGUGCCCUACGCUCCUCCGCUCGCCCGGGACCCCUGCCGGUCGCUCUCCGGGUGUCGGCGCGGCGGGGGCGCCCCAGGGGUGCCCUCGCCUUCGCGGCGCGGACGGGCGGGCGGGAUGUGGCGCCUGGUGCCCCCGAAGCUGGGCCGCCUGUCCCGCUCGCUGAAGCUGGCGGCGCUGGGCAGCCUGUUGGUGCUGAUGGUGCUGCACUCGCCGUCGCUGCUCGCCUCCUGGCAGCGCAACGAGCUGGCCGACCGGCGCUUCCUGCAGCUCAAUAAGUGCCCGGCGUGCUUCGGCACGAGCUGGUGCCGCCGCUUCCUCAACGGGCAGGUGGCGUUCGAGGCGUGGGGCCGCCUGCGCCUGCUGGACUUCCUCAACGUGAAGAACGUGUACUUCGCGCAGUACGGCGAGCCCCGCGAGGGCGGCCGCCGCCGAGUGGUGCUCAAGCGCCUGGGCUCGCAACGCGAGCUGGCGCAGCUCGACCAGAGCAUCUGCAAGCGGGCCACCGGCCGGCCCCGCUGCGACCUGCUCCAGGCCAUGCCGCGGACCGAGUUCGCGCGCCUCAACGGCGACGUGCGGCUGCUCACGCCCGAGGCGGUGGAGGGCUGGUCGGACCUGGUGCACUGCCCCUCGCAGCGCCUGCUCGACCGCCUGGUGCGCCGCUACGCCGAGACCAAGGACUCGGGCAGCUUCCUGCUCCGCAACCUCAAGGACUCGGAGCGCAUGCAGCUGCUGCUGACCCUGGCCUUCAACCCCGAGCCGCUGGUGCUACAGAGUUUUCCAUCUGAUGAAGGUUGGCCAUUUGCAAAGUACCUUGGAGCGUGUGGAAGAAUGGUGGCUGUAAAUUAUGUUGGAGAAGAACUGUGGAGUUACUUUAACGCACCAUGGGAGAAACGAGUUGACCUCGCUUGGCAAUUAAUGGAGAUAGCAGAGCAGCUUACAAACAAUGAUUUCGAAUUUGCACUCUACCUCCUGGAUGUCAGCUUUGACAAUUUUGCAGUUGGUCCUAGAGAUGGGAAGGUAAUCAUUGUGGAUGCUGAAAAUGUUUUGGUUGCGGACAAAAGAUUAAUUAGGCAAAAUAAACCUGAAAAUUGGGAUGUAUGGUAUGAAAGCAAAUUUGAUGACUGUGAUAAGGAGGCUUGCUUAUCAUUUUCAAAAGAAAUUCUUUGUGCUCGUGCCACUGUGGACCACAAUUACUAUGCUGUUUGUCAGAACCUCUUAUCCAGACAUGCCACAUGGCGUGGCUCUUCUGGAGGACUCCUUCAUGAUCCACCAAGUGAAAUUGCCAAAGACGGCCGACUCGAGGCCUUGCUGGAUGAGUGUGCCAACCCAAAGAAGCGCUAUGGCAGGUUCCAGGCUGCCAAAGAACUGCGUGAAUAUUUAGCACAAUUAAGUAACAAUGUGAGGUAGUCUCUGAUGAACUUCUUUUUUUCCUUUUCUUCAUUUAAAUAGCACUGUCUAAAACUAAACCACCAAAAACUGUCUGGAAAAACAAAAUUUGGAAGUGUUACAUUCUGGGGAUGAUAAACUUGCACUGAUAGAUCUUAUGUUAACCAUCCAUCAAAAUAAGACAUUACUUCAAAAAUCACAUGAUGCUUCUGCAAAUAAGUAUGUUCUUAUACUUUGGAGACUUGAGCUGUCAUUGACUGCUUGUGUGUGCCCUACCCCCACUCCCCAUCCCUAAGUGGAUUUAUGAAUAUUGUUAAGCUAUUGGAAAUGAGUCUGAUAGUUACAUUGGCUUGUGUAUCAAAGAGUAUUUGGUACUUAGUUUGCAUUACUAUCAUGAUUUUGUGAAUCUCUUGCAUUUACUUUGAAUGUCAAGUUAGAUUGGCCUGUUUUAUAGGCCUCUUUUUCCUUCUGAUGUGUAAGGGUUUUUUUUUCCCAUUUUUAUGUUUUUUAUUAAAUUUUACACAUUCAGGUUACUAUAGGUGUUCAUUUGAAUUUUGACUAGUUUUCAUUCAGUGCUAUGCGGUACAUAUUUACUGUUAGGGCAGGAUUCCCAGGUUUACUGUUUUUUUAGAAAGCUGACUAUUUUAUUAUGUAAAUACUUUUUUUCACUACCGUCUGUGGUUUCACCAGUGCAUGAUGUCAUUUCAGGUUAUUUAUCAGUUACAUCCCUCUAUACCAAUAAUUAUUAGUGUAUACUAAACAUGAAGUUUGGCAUAUGUUACAAAAUGUUAUUUUGUCCUUUACUCCUAAAGUCUUUAAGAAGAGUAUACUAGCAAUCUACACCUUGAUAUUAAUUUUGGUUCAGGAAAAAAUAUAACCCAGUAUUUUUAAAAUGCUAACUAGUCUAAGAUAGUAAUGCAUAUGCCAAAGAAGUAUUAGACCUUAGUCCCAUGUUUAGAAUUUAAAAUAGAAUUGGUCUCCUACUUAUUCUUACUAUCCUACUUCCAAAAUUUUAGCUGUCAUUAUUAAAUUCAGAUUUCCCUAGUUAUUCUUUGAGGUUGAAAUUAAACUGCUGCUUUCAAGAAUAUGUAGAGAUAUCGUACCUUUUAUUCAUUGGUAGUUUUGCAAAAUUAAAAUGGCAGUCAUGGGUUGAGUUUAAUCAGGCAUUGUAACCUUUUAUUUAUUGAUGGACUAGUAAGUUUUACGGUAAAGCAGACAGUUCAGCUGGUCUGCCCACCUUGGUCUUAUUUACCCAAUUGUUAAACAUCAGAACAUCAAAUUUAAGUAUGUGGAUAAAAAUGAACAAGUGUGUGAAAUUUGUGGGCUAUUUAAAAAAUGUUACAGUAUAUAAAUUGACUAUCACUAACAUAGGUAAUAUUUUUGUUUCAAGUUAUUACUUUUGUUUAUAGCAAAGUUUGGUGUAGUAUACAGUAGUUAGUUCUAGACCUUAUUCUAAAUCAGAAAGUGAUUAAAAUUUGUACAACCAAAGCCACAGUUUUUUUUAUUCAUUCAGCAACUAUUUAUUGAGCAUCAGCUCUGUGCCAGGUGUGUUACUCGCUGCUCCACACUGUCUGAACUUGACAUAUGGUUAAGUAACUUUACAGUGAUUAUCAAAUGUAGGGAUUUCUUAAGUUGAAAUAGUAUUACUUAAAUUAGGAUGGUACUUUUACGUUAUUUUACUGUUGUGAUGGAAAUUCUUCUUGUACCAUCUAAAUCUAGGUUGCUACAAAAAGAGGAUGAGAAAAUCAGUGAAGUUAAUCCCAGUUUAAAAACUGGGAGGAAAAGGGUUAAGAGCUCUCCAUUAUAAAAUAGAUUGCAUUAUGUUAAUUUUUAUACAUCAGUACAUUGCACACACCAACUAGCCCUCAAUGAAAUAUAUAAAUGUUGGAAAUUUUACUAAGCUGACUUUUUACAACUUUGGAAAAUUUUCAAGGGAAGUAAAAUUAUUUGUCAAACAUUUGCCUCUUACUCAGAACUUCAAAUAAAAUACACAUUUUCAAAAUGGAGCACCUUUUAUAUUUGAUAAGUAUUCAUUACAAACCUUAGAAUGCCAGUGACAGAGGGGGUUGUCCUUGGUUUAGCAAACGUUUAUCUUGCUUUUCUGAAAGGGUGAUUGUGAUUGCAGAACAGGAAGUAAGAAAACACUGCCAGCAGUGAUUGCUACUUGAGGUAGUUUUUUAUAACUACCAUUACUGCCCCCAUGAGAUUAUGUGGAAUUUCUUUUAUCUUUGGAAAAGGUUGAGGAGAAGAUAGUAAAAGAAUUAGGAAUUUAAAAUUACAGGGAAAAAUAUGUAUGUGAAAAGCAAUAAAUAUUUUGUUCACUUUGCUAUCAAGAUGUUCACUAUCAGAUAUUUAUUAUACAGCAGCAAUUUAUAUUUUUAAUCAUUACCCAUUAAUAAACUCAGUAAAAUAUUUUUGAAUCAGACAUUUGGGGUUUGUAUGUGCAUUAAAAUUGUCUUUUGUACUGUAAGUUACUGUUUAAUUUGAAUAUUUUAUCAGAACUGUCUU
Messenger RNA from Cynocephalus volans (Philippine flying lemur), 4321 nucleotides. It is a transcript of the gene DIPK2A, whose product is annotated as divergent protein kinase domain 2A. The record is from RefSeq and is a predicted model, not a curated record. The coding region runs from base 542 to 1834 and encodes 430 amino acids. The transcript has 3 exons. Gene Ontology annotation, cellular component: COPI vesicle coat. Lineage: Eukaryota; Metazoa; Chordata; Mammalia; Dermoptera; Cynocephalidae. Gene Ontology annotation, biological process: cardiac muscle cell proliferation; regulation of phosphatidylinositol 3-kinase/protein kinase B signal transduction.